Messenger RNA from Solenopsis invicta (red fire ant), 3156 nucleotides. It is a transcript of the gene omd, whose product is annotated as integrator complex subunit 5. Bases 233 to 3031 code for a protein of 932 amino acids. NCBI's taxonomy places the organism in Eukaryota, Metazoa, Arthropoda, Insecta, Hymenoptera, Formicidae. Gene Ontology annotation, biological process: snRNA 3'-end processing. The transcript is spliced from 11 exons. The record is from RefSeq and is a predicted model, not a curated record. Gene Ontology annotation, cellular component: integrator complex.
GCGCCAUAAGCCUAUAUGAUCGCCGCGCAGGCGUGUGUUGUGUAUUCAUCGUGCGCUCUGUAUAACAUAACCUAAUUUAUUCUGAAAACUAAACAUCUUGUGGAGAAAAGGGAGAAAAGCCAUGGUGUCCUGCGUCGCGAUUCUACGAUGAAUUUAACAUUGAUUUGCCUGAAAAUGUAAAUGUAAUUGGACAAUGCCUUUCAGUUAGAGCAUUAUCAUUAAGUCGUUAAAAAUGCUGCACAAUACGGCGGCUCUGUCGCCUCAGGACGUUUUGACCGAGGUUAGAAAAUUUAUCUCCGGCGCCAAUCGGCCUUCUCACAGCGUUAACACACAAGAUGUGACGCGCACGGCAUUGACUUUGCUGAGAAACGUACCCGCGGCGAGGGACGCCGUACUCGAGUAUUUUUGUAAUGUAUUUUUUGUCGCGGUGACGAAAUACGUUCGCCAGCUUGAGACGAAUCAGAGUAUACCAAUACCUGAAGAGAACAUUAUAGUUGAGAUUCACACCAUUCUAAGCAGCUUUAUCAAUGGAAAUCCAGAAGCCUGGGCCCCUAUCAUAUCAGCAUGGUCCUUGGACUUACUUGGCAAGUUGUCGUCUGACUAUUCAAAGCGUGGCAAUCUGCCUGUCAAUGCUGGCAUCAAUGAUUUUAUGCAGCUGUGGAUGUCAUGCCGCGCGACGAGGACUUUAAUAGACAUCACAGCUCAAUGUCUGCAGUGUCUUAUGCAUUCCGAUACAGAAUCUUGUAUCAAGGCUUUGUUAGACACCAGCGUGUUGCAUAGUCCAUACUUUGAUUGGGUAGUUGCUCACGUAGGGAGCUGCUUUCCAAACACUGUGAUAACGAGGGUGCUAUCAUGCGGAUUGAAAGACUUCUGCGCCAUGGGCUAUAAACAUAAUGUUAAGAACCCAAAAUUAAAUUCUGUCGUCGGCAUACUAGGACAUUUAGCUGGUAGCCAUUUCAAGGACAUCAGAAAAGCGCUGCUAGACUUAUUUGAGUGGAGUUUGGAAGAAGACAUAAAUCUAGAUGAAGAUAUCAAAAAGCAGAAAUUGGCCACAGUACCAUUUCUUCUGAAUUUGGCCUCGCUUUCACAAACUCUUUUAAAGGCGAUAACUAGCGAUGUGUUACAAAUAUUGAGGCCAGACAUCAUACCUCGGCUAGCGUUGUUUGCAGCAGACUGGUGUAAAUACUUCGAUAAUCAACCGGCGGCGUUAAUGGACUUGACAGUACACCUGAUGCUGGGAUGUGAGCAAGGCGCAUCGCAAAUAAUCAAUUUAUUGCUGGAUACGAGUCUAAACACGAGCAAUGUCGGCUAUCAUAGCGUCAACGCGGCGCAAAAUGUGAAAAAUGUCUGUCGGGAAAUCUUGGAAUUGAUUCUACAAGAGCUUGAUCUUUUAUUGAGAACACACGGACCGCAGCCUACCAGUAUCUUUUUGCUGAGUUCUAUUAAACAGGAAAUAUCGUUGAUUGUGCCGAUGCUGCUGAAUCCUAAUCCACUGCGUGUACAAACAGCCGUCAGACUGUUGUGUUUUCUCAGGAGUAAAAAUCCAAAUAUAGUCAUCUCUACAGCGUCUUACAUGCUGAUGAAGGCGCAAACGAUGUUCCACCUCGCGGCCUUAAUACGUCUUAUCACCAAUAACGUUGUACAGUUUCCCACGAAUAAAUCAGGAAUCGAAAAUGUCCUUGCCUCUCCUGAUUACUUCACACAGGUUUUGGAGCAGGCACUUCGAGAAAUACACUAUAAAAAUGCCAUAGAUAAAGAGGAAUCAAAACAGUUAUUUAAGAAUCUCAUUAUAAUGAUGAAAUGGGAAAAAUCAAAUAAAGUAACGAUAUUGCAAUCAGAGAUGAUCAGCAGAGCCCUCAGAGCCAAUUUAUAUCAAAUAUCUUGUUUGUUGAUGAGAAGCGACGAUUUUGAUUUGGCGAAUGAUAUCGUUACUCUCUUGGAUCUGUUAAGCACAUCCGAAAAAGAUCACAAUCUUGAUGUGGAACUUAUGCUGAAAUUAACGAGAGCGAUCAUACAGUAUUUCUUUUCAUGCAUUGCUCAAACUGAUAUUAUGAAAAAGCAACAAGGAAUAAAAAUGGUAUGUCAUUUACUGAAGGAUCUGACAUCCAUUGGAGGUUGUUCUACAUCCGCGCGAGUACUGGCGCUCAGAGAGAUACUAGGAAACUGCAUCAACAAUGAGCAGGCAAAAUACUUUGGCGCAAAGGAAAAAUUUAAGCCUUAUUUCGAAGAAAUGUUACUGUUACAUCAGAAUCAUAGACAGGUGACGAGCACCAUGUUAGCACAGCGACAUUCAUCGGUAUUUCAUGCUGGUGUAAUAGGACAAGGUCCGCGAAGACUUCCGCCGGAAAAUUUAAUCAAUAAGGAAGUCGUUGCUUUAAACAAUAUGUUAUUAAUUGAUGUUAUAAAGGCUUGUUGCAGUAAUCAGGGAUCAGAUAGAUAUCCAAUUAACUUGGAUGCUCUGACAAUGGUCAGUUUGUUAUUAGUUGAACUAGUAUCACCUGAUGUUAUGUACAAUGGUCUACCAUGGCCUGAUGAAGAAUUUACAAAGGUCACAAUAGAAAGAGAUUUACAAAUCCGCCGGAAGUUUAAGGAUGUACCUCUGUUGUGGACGUUGUUAGAAUUGACCGCCUGGUACAGGCCAGCAUUAGCGUAUUGUUCUGUUUUAUUGAGAGGUAUCACAGCAACUGUCAUGGCUAAUUGGAAUACAGAGGAAGGUGUUUUGCUCGUCAACAUAAUGGCACUCGGUCAAUUAUUACCACCGCCGCUGGCGAGUAUUAGGGAUAUCCUACCCGUUUUACAGCCUCAUCAGAUAAAUACAAUAAUGAGGGAAUGCCUGUGGGCGUACAUGCGCGAAAAUGUGCCAUCUCCAGCACUAUUUACGCGAAAUGAGGGCGCCAAUAUAGCCUGGAGAGACAUUGAUAUGUCAUCGCCCAACGCACGUUUUACAGAUACUCUCCGUUUAGUGCUAUUGGCAAAUAUUCAUACUUUAGGAUCUUUAUAUUCAACAUUAUUUUAUAAUGAAAAUAAGUAAUAUAAAAUGCAAUAUAUUUUUGGGACAAUACUUAAAUUAUUUUUAAUUGUAUACGUUUUGUAAAUACUAUCAAUUGCACUUAACAGUAAUAAUAAUAAUAAUAAUAAUUGAUAAAUAACAUGGAA